Verticillium dahliae VdLs.17 is the source of this 1149-nucleotide messenger RNA. RefSeq names its product serine/threonine-protein kinase. Gene Ontology annotation, biological process: protein phosphorylation; vacuolar protein processing; regulation of vacuole fusion, non-autophagic. Gene Ontology annotation, molecular function: protein serine/threonine kinase activity; ATP binding. The record is from RefSeq and is a predicted model, not a curated record. The coding region runs from base 1 to 1149 and encodes 382 amino acids. Lineage: Eukaryota; Fungi; Ascomycota; Sordariomycetes; Glomerellales; Plectosphaerellaceae. Gene Ontology annotation, cellular component: cytoplasm; Golgi apparatus. The transcript has 4 exons.
AUGGCGCAACUCCUCCUCGAUCUCGUCACCUCCUUUGGCAACUGCCUGAGCUGCUUCCCCGGCUCGCCCACCCUCAAGAUCAACAAUCGCAGUUUCAAGAUCUUGCGGCUGCUCGGCGAGGGCGGCUUCUCUUACGUCUACCUCGUCGAGGACACAUCCACACAGGCGCAAUACGCCCUCAAGAAGAUCCGCUGUCCCUUUGGCGCCGAGUCGGUCGCCCAGGCCAUGCGCGAGGUCGACGCCUACCGCCUCUUCGGCCGCACCCCAGGCAUCAUCCACGCCCGCGGCGGCGGCGGCGACGACCCCGGCGCCAAGACGGUCUACGUCCUGCUGCCCUACUACAAGCGCGGCAACCUCCAAGGACCUCAUCAACGCCACGCCAUGGGCCACGGCGACGAGGACGACCAGGGCCACGGCCGGCGCCGCGGCCGCGCCGGCGUCCCCGACGACCAGGACGCCGAGGCCCAGGAGGCGCCCCUCAUGGCCCCGGCCACGCACGCCUCGUCGCAGCCCGGCGGCGGCGGUGGCUCCUCCGCGCCCACGUCGUACGCCCACCGCGACAUCAAGCCCGGCAACAUCAUGAUCACCGACUCGGGCAACGCGCCCAUCCUCAUGGACCUCGGCUCCCUCGCCGCGAGCCCGCUGCCCAUCACGUCGCCGUCCCUGGCCCUGCAGACCCAGGACACGGCCGCCGAGCACUCGACCAUGCCCUACCGCGCCCCCGAGCUCUUCGACGUCCAGACCGGCGCCGUCAUCGACACAAAGGUCGACAUCUGGUCCAUGGGCUGCACCCUCUACGCCUGCCUCGUCGGCAAGUCCCCCUUUGAGGCCCGCUCCGACGAGACGGGCGGCAGCCUGUCGCUGUGCGUCCUCAACGGCGACUGGCGCUUUCCCGACGAGGGCGUCCGCCGCACCGCCACCGGCGGCAUGAAGGCCCAGGCGGCUGCUGCUGCUGCUGCUGCUGCUGCUGGCGGUGAGGCCGCCGCUGGCGCUGGCGCUGGCAGUGGCCAUGUCGUCAUUAGCGAGUCCAUACGCGACGUCGUGAGGAGGUGUCUGACCGUCGAGCCCGCCGAGAGGCCUGACAUUGACGAGCUCAUCGCCAUGGUGGAGAAGGUCAUUGACGAGUUGCCCGGAGACGGCGAGGCGUAG